Molecule: messenger RNA, 5807 nt
Organism: Temnothorax curvispinosus
Lineage: Eukaryota; Metazoa; Arthropoda; Insecta; Hymenoptera; Formicidae
Product: leucine-rich repeats and immunoglobulin-like domains protein 3
Exons: 14
Coding region: 511-3393 (960 amino acids)
Molecular function (GO): protein binding
Source: RefSeq, a predicted model, not a curated record
UACAAAUUAUCGCUAAAAUUAACAAUCUUUAACACAGACAAAGAAUUAGGAGAACAAAAAUUGCUGUGGGGAGAUUAUGCGCUAUUCUUUCCGCAUUUAUAACGCAAGAAAAAGAGAGAGCACAUUACUGUAGCGCGAUGUAUCGGACCAAAAUUUGAUUGGCUGUCAUAUUCUUCGGCCGCCAUUAUGCGCAGAGCUACACUUGUCUUCCUACAUCAUGGCGCAUACAAAUUGCAGUCGUCCCGUAGGCGUCAUCAUGGUGUGUGGGUCGCAGAGUUUCUGAAGGGUGAAGCCGAGGGGAGUUUGUUUUGAAUCGAUAACGACGCGGACAAAUCGCUCGGCUGCGGUCAAUUAUGGUGACUCGCCCGGCUGCCAGGCACGCCGAAUUCGUCCUACGACGCCACGGCGACGAUGCGGCCACGCAGCGGUGAGCGUUGUCGCGCGACCGUUUAAGCCCGAUCGGCGGACUCUCUGGUACGCGGUGCGGCGGUGUGCGUGUGGCGUGUGUGUAUGUGUGCGCGUGCGUGUGCGUGCGUAUUGUGCGCGAUGUCGAGGUGCUCGGUGGAGCAUCAUCGCCUCGCGCGACGACCCGAGCGAGGAUGGAGCGCCGCCGCUUCGUUUCUGCUGGUCGCGUGUUCGCUCGCGCUGAGCAUGUCGCCGAUCCGCGCCGAGCUGAUCGACGACGAUACGAACCGCUGCCCGGUCGAGUGCUCCUGCUUGGGCAACCUGGUCGCCUGCAGCGAGCUGCAGUUGAUCGAGGCACCUAGUGGACUGCCACCGUGGACCGAGAUCCUAGAAUUGAAGGACAACAAUAUUGCUAACUUGGAAUUUGAUUCGUUGCUUCAUUUAACAAAACUAAAAAAAUUAGAUGUAAGUGCUAAUAAACUCGGGGAUAAUUUUACCAUUGCCUUGUCAGACGUUGCACAAUUACGCGAACUUAAAGUGAAUAAAAAUCACUUGACACAAGUGCCAGAACUUGUAUUUGUUAAGAAUAUUACGCAUCUUACGCUAUCCCACAACUUAAUUACUAGUAUAAAUGGGACUGCAUUGUUUAGUUUACAACAGCUUCAAUACCUGGAUCUCAGUGGGAACAAAAUAAGUGUCCUUCGAAGGGGUUCCUUCCUCGCUCCUAAUCGACUUACACAUUUGAAUUUAAAUGCAAAUCACAUAAGAAUCAUCGAAAAUGGAAGUUUGGAUAAUCUUACUUCAUUGGAGGAACUCCGUUUAAACAAAAACAAUUUGACACAGAUGAAAGAUCUCUUCAUGAAUCUGGGAAAAUUGCGAAUAUUGGAGGUGAAUAGAAAUAAUCUACAACAGAUACAUGGAUUAAGUUUGAAAAGUUUGAAGAGCUUAAAGGAAUUAUAUCUAAAGAGAAACAGAAUUGAUACAUUAGACGAUGGAGCUUUCUGGCCACUUAAAAAUUUAGAGCUUCUACAGCUCGACUUUAAUAUGUUGACUACUAUAAAGAAGGGAGGUUUGUUCGGUUUAGAACAUUUGCAAAAGCUGACUCUGUCACACAAUCGGAUCUCAACGAUCGAACCUCAAGCAUGGGAUAUAUGCAGAGAGAUAGUGGAGCUAGACCUGUCACAUAAUGAAUUGACCUCUAUAGACCGGGGUGCGUUCGAAUAUCUCACGAAGCUCGAGAAGCUUAAGCUGGAUCAUAAUCAAAUCGCAUACGUCUCAGAUGGAGCGUUCAAUUUUACGACAAACCUUCGUAUCUUGGAACUUAAUUCGAACAAGAUAUCCUAUAUGGUAGAAGAUAUUAGCGGCGCAUUUUCUCCGCUCGGUCAGUUGUGGAAAUUGGGCUUAGCGCACAAUAGAAUAAAAUCGAUAAAUCAAAACGCUUUCACUGGUCUGAGUGGCGUUGUCGAGCUUGAUUUAAUCGGAAACAAUGUUACGUCCAUUCAAGAAAAUGCGUUCCUUUCAAUGUCUAGUCUAAGCAAACUUAAGAUGAACACCGGAGCUUUGGUUUGCGACUGUGGACUUCAAUGGCUAAGCAUGUGGUUGCGAGAACAUUCUUACAGCGAAGCUGAACUACACUGCGGCUAUCCGCAUUGGUUGCAGGGCAUGUCGUUGACUCAAUUACAUCAUGCAAACUUUACUUGCGAUGAGUAUCCAAAACCACGGAUUAUUCAAGAACCUGUGAGCAAAAUGAGCAUCAAAGGAGACAAUGUGAAACUGGGUUGUCGUGCGACCAGCACCGCCGACACACCGCUCCAUUUUACCUGGAAGCAUGACAAUGUGGAGUUGGACGACACAAACCUGCAGACCAAUCUCAGUUCCUCCGAGAGUGGAGUAACCGAGGCAACAUCCGUCUUGUACCUUACUAAUGUUACCCAUGCUAACGCAGGAAAAUAUCAGUGCAUGGUAACGAACACUUAUGGAACAACAUACUCAGCCAAAGCCAGACUAAGCGUAUUAGUUUACCCAUCGUUCUCCAAAAUUCCGCAUGAUAUACGAGUGAAUGCUGGAAGCACUGCACGUCUGGAGUGCUCUGCCGAGGGACAACCAUCCCCACAGAUAGCCUGGCAGAAGGAUGGUGGGAACGAUUUCCCAGCUGCGAGGGAAAGACGAAUGCAUAUGAUGCCGACAGACGAUGUAUUGUUCAUAAUAAACGUGAAAAUGGCCGAUAGCGGAGUUUACUCGUGCACCGCGCAGAAUCUGGCCGGUCUUAUCGUCGCAAACGCUACCCUCACCAUACUAGAAACACCGUCCUUCGUAAAACCGAUGGAGAACAAAGAAAUAACGGUGGGCGGCUCGAUCGUGCUCGAAUGCAUGGCCAGCGGCUCUCCACGUCCAAAAUUAUUAUGGCGAAAGAACGGUAGUCCGCUGCAAGCAACGGAACGUCAUUUCUUUACCGCGGGGGAUCAACUUUUGAUCAUCGUCAACACGAUUGCCAGUGACGAGGGUAGUUACGAGUGCGAGAUGAGUAAUUCCCUAGGCAGCGUCGUCGGCGCGUCGCAUCUUACGGUCAAGCCGGCCCCGAUUUCCACGGUGAACGAAUCCGAGAUACUGGGCUUGAUAAUAAUAACCGUGGUGUGUUGCGCUGUUAUUACUUCCGUGGUUUGGGUGCUCGUAAUUUAUAAAACCAGACGCCAGUUAAAUGUCACGCAAGACACCGUCGCGCAACCAACAACGACCGUUAUACUGACCGUACCGGAGGUACAAACGCAGCUGUACCUGGACACGAGUUCGCAGCACAGCAAGGACAGUGGGACCGGAGACAGCACGAAUCCCAGCAACGAUCAGCUACAAUUAUGCUUACCCGAAGAGGUCGUGACAAGCUCUGCCAAUAACGAGGAAGAAAUGGGAACAAUAAACGUCAACGAUCCUCUCUUGCGUUACACGAACCACGAGCGACAUGUGAGUGAGAAUGCCGAUAGCGCGGUCUGAAAGAAAAACACGCGAGCCGACGCGUGAGUAAGCGGAGUUAACGCGUGUGGUAUUUCCGCAGUGUGAGUAUUCGUGAUCGCGACUUAUCUUCAAAUCAGGAUAUAAAUAUUCUGCAAGUCGUGUACGAGCCGUAGUAUUAUGAGGAGCAGGGAAUUACCGAGUCCCACUGUCUAAAAAAGUGACCUACAGUGAACGUUGAUCCGCGCGACAGUCCAAUGUACAACGGGGUAUUCGUUAUUGCCGUAAGAAUGGAUCAGCGAGUCACGGCACAAGUACAACAUAAGAAACGAUAGCGAAACACUUAUACCGUCAUCGUCAUCGUAUUUAUUAUUGACGCGACUCUCGUUAAGUCGAUAUAGGAACGAUGUGUAAAUAGCUAGACUAAAAUCCCCUAUUAUAAAACUAGUAUUAUUACAGCGCGCGUCGCUCAUUCGGCGUCUCUGAGAAAUGCUCGCACAUCUCUAUCUUUCGGAUAAUUUUUGGACACACGCGGUAUCCAGACGAGAAUGAAAAUCUGUCGUAGAUUUUAUUAUUAUUUCCCUGUUUUCUAUUUUAUUUUAUUCUUGUAUUUUUUUCCGGUAUCUUUCUCGAUACUGUUAUGUUUACUCUAUUCAGAAUUAUAAUUCUUUGAAUUACAAUAUAUAUAAUCCAUAUCUAAAAUAUAUGUAAAUGUUUGAGCAAGCUCCGCUUAGUUCACUUGCUAAGCGUAUUACAAAGCCGUUUACAUCAAUUACAUUGUUAAAUUCGCUGAAACAUGCAUUCACUGACCACAUAGCGUGUAUUCGAGUAACAUUUAUCGAUUAAUUGUACAAGUAUUUCCCGAACGUAGCCAUUGCGACGCGCGCGAGGAUAUUGCUAUAAGCUCUAAAAGCCACAUAUAUUAGACCAGCCUUUGUGAUAGAUAUUUAUUCUAGAGUUAUAUAUUGCGUAGGCGGCUAUUUAUGGAUUUAUGCAGAGGAGGAAAUAUGAGAAUAGAGAAAUGUCAUUUUAUUCUGGAAAAAAACGCAAUUGCUAACGGGUGGAUGUAUAUUUAUGCACCAAAGCGUUGAUUUUAGGUACUUUGUUUACCCUCGUCGCAGUCGCACGCGACGCCAAACCGCUAUAUUUUGAAUUAAUUUAAUUCAUUUACUUGAUCAAAAUGUUGCUCACUACUAAUAGAUACAUUGUGUUCCAGAUAUGUAGGACCUUUAGCUUUCGUAGGCAUUUUCGUUAGUAUUAAUAUCAAUUAAGUUGAAACGCAUACGACAUGAGACUUUACGGAUAAUCUUCCAUAUACUAUUACGUAGUUUAUGUUGUUUUCAGGAUUUGAGUAGCGUUUGUUGGGGGGGUCUCAAGGUUCUUCAAUAUAUUACGGAAGGUGUAAAAAUUUAUUUCCGUUUUCCGCCGUUUCUAUAUUUGCGUACUGAAGUCUGUAUGAUUGCGAAACAUUUGGAAAUUGGACGGGAGCUUCUAUUUUAUGACAAUGUAAAAACGUAAUUUUUCUUAUCGAUGUUAUUGCAGUGUCUCAUUUUAUUUCGUUACUUGGUCUAAAAUAUUCGAAUAUAUAUAUUGAUGCGUCGUUAUGAGAUAAAAUUAUGUAGUAUAUUUAAUAUUAUAGCUUUCUCGUAGUAUAUUUGUGACAGAGUUUUUACUUAUAAAUAUUUCGAUUAAUUCGAUAUGUAUGUUCUAAAUUUAUAAGUAAGAAAAUUUUUGAAGAUGCUCUUAAAAAAAAGCGGUGGCAAAAAAAGAGAGAAUAUUGUUUAAUAAAAAAUUCGUUCGAACGCGAUAAUGCGAAAGUGAUUACUAUGAAAGUAAAAAAUUUAAACUGCCUUUACAGUACCAGACGAAUAUUAUUGGGAAAAAAACAUUCGCGAUAUAUAUAAUCCAUAUAUUUUUCUAUGACCUAUAUAUUGCAAAGGAAGAAUUGAAAAAUCGUAUGAAAUUCGCACAAGACGAAGAGCCAGUACUACUACUACUACUUAAUCAAUCGUAAACUCGCGCGACUCCUUCCACGAGUUCUUACUCCUUAUUUACGCAAGUGUCUGAUACGCGCAGAGUAUAAUGUGCUCAUUACAAGUAAAAUUCAAGUAUUGUAUAAAGUAAAAAUAGUCUGUAAUAUUCCACUUAUUUGUGUAACUCGUAAUUGUAUAUGUUUAAACGAUAUGCGAGAGCAGUUUCGAAUAGACCGGGAGGAAAAACCGAGAACAUAUAUAGUUUCAUUAAUAUAGUCUGUGUAGAGUUUUUUUUCUCCUUACUGGUAACGAGUAUUAAAUUAUAUAGUCAACAAAGAGAGAGAAAGAUGCUCUAUUGCGACAUGGUUUUUUUUUUGGCUUGCGCCCGUGUGAUACACCAAAUAAGGCAUCUGUUUCUCAUUCAGUAUUUUCCUUGUUGUUAUAUAGUAUUGUGUACAAAUACAAGUAAUCAUCUACAAUGUA